This is a messenger RNA of Indicator indicator, 1185 nucleotides long. It is a transcript of the gene TOM1L1, whose product is annotated as target of myb1 like 1 membrane trafficking protein. Gene Ontology annotation, cellular component: membrane; endosome. The coding region runs from base 4 to 1185 and encodes 393 amino acids. Gene Ontology annotation, biological process: signal transduction. Lineage: Eukaryota; Metazoa; Chordata; Aves; Piciformes; Indicatoridae. Gene Ontology annotation, molecular function: ubiquitin binding; phosphatidylinositol binding; clathrin binding. The record is from RefSeq and is a predicted model, not a curated record. The transcript has 12 exons.
GAGAUGUGCAUGGAGAAUUGUGGCCCAAGAUUCCAGACUUUGGUUGUGAAGAAAGAUUUCUGCAAAGACAAGCUGGUGAAGCUCCUGAAUCCAAGAUACAAUCUGCCCAUUGACCUGCAGGAGAAGAUCUUGGCCUUCAUCAUGAUGUGGGCCCGAGGUUUCCAAGGAAUGGUGGAUGUCAGCGAAGUCAAAGAGGUUUAUCUGGAGCUGCUGAAGAAAGGAGUGGAGUUCCCAUUCUCUGACCUCAGCAGAGGGGCACCUAAGACUUCAGCUCAGCCUUCUACAAAGUCAUCAGCACCUUCUGCCAGUCCUGCCAAACGUUCUUUCCUGCCUCUCCCCACAGGUCCAACCUUCCUGUUGACUCCUGAGCAGAUUGGGAAGCUGUACAGUGAGCUGGACAUGGCCAGGAUGAACGUGAGAGUCAUGUCCUCCAUCCUGAGAGACAAUGCUCCUGGCUCUGAGAACCCAGAUGACAUGAAUCUGCUACAGAAACUGUAUAAAACCUGUCGGAUGAUGCAGGAGAGGAUCAUGGAGCUGCUGGUGUCAGUGGAAAAUGAAGAUGUGAUAGUGGAGUUAAUUCAGGUCAAUGAAGAUCUGAACAAUGUUCUCCUGGGACAUGAAAGGUUCUCUCGGAACAGAGUUCGCUUCCUGGAGAACCAGAGGAUCCAGCAGGAGCGCUCCCAGCUGUACAGGAAGCAGCCCUCUGCUCCCUCAAGUGAUCUGCUUGACCUCUUCAUGGAGCCUCCCUCUCCAGCAUCAGCACUGGUGCCAGCAGACUCUGCAGUGGCUCCUUCAGGCCUCAAUGGCACAUCUGCACAGCCUGAAGAUCAACCCAGGCAUCAUCCAUCAAUUUAUCCCCAGCCAGACUCAGCAACUGCUGCCAAAGCUCAGCAAUUCCCGUUUGCAGCUGAGGCACAGAACAGCAGUGUCAGCACCCCAGCUGGGCACACCUACAGCAAUCUGGCCACUCUCUUGAGCCCAGUGCCUCUGAAUCCAGUCAGCCUGCAGAGUGGACAAAGUGCAUCAGCCAGUGGAGCAUCACCAGCAGCUGUGUCCAAGAACAAGUCACAAUCAUCUCAUUACUACGAGAUCAUGGAAUUUGAUCCCUUGGCUCCCACUGAAGCCAUUUAUGAGGACAUUGAUGCUGUGCUGAAGACAGAGGUUAGCAAGGACACAGAAUGCUGA